GUGUCCGCCUAGACAGAGUACGUGGAGGUCGCCAGAAGUACAAGCGCAGAAUAGAUGCAGAGAAUAGCCCAUACCUGAACCCUCAGCUAGUUCAGCCAGCAAAAAAGCCAUAUAACAAGAUUGUCUCUCAUUUGCUGGUGGCUGAACCAGAGAAGAUCUAUGCUAUGCCUGACCCCACUGUUCCAGACAGUGACAUCAAAGCACUUACCACUCUUUGUGACCUGGCAGACAGAGAACUGGUGGUGAUCAUUGGAUGGGCUAAGCAUAUUCCAG
Molecule: messenger RNA, 273 nt
Organism: Tauraco erythrolophus (red-crested turaco)
Lineage: Eukaryota; Metazoa; Chordata; Aves; Musophagiformes; Musophagidae
Source: RefSeq, a predicted model, not a curated record